Molecule: messenger RNA, 990 nt
Organism: Diatraea saccharalis (sugarcane borer)
Lineage: Eukaryota; Metazoa; Arthropoda; Insecta; Lepidoptera; Crambidae
Source: the annotation of a GenBank genome assembly
AUGGGAUUUCUUUUAUUAAAAUCGUUCGUGUUGAGUGGAUUUUUAUUAUUUGUUAUAGUGUACGAUACGGUGUUUAGUGAAGAUUCAGAGGUGAUAACGGCAGGGGAAACUGCCGGCAUCGACUACUCCGAUUUAGCUGGUGAAGCGGAACGCCACAAACACGACUUAUUGAACUUUUUGAAUCAAAGUCGUGUCCAGGCGCAGUACAAACUUAUGUACAAAUGUCUGCUGGCUAAACUACUCGGUUCUACCCGGCGCAUAGUAUCUGGACGUAACACAUCAAUAGCUGCCGUUCCCUGGCAAGUUUCUCUCAGGGAAAAGACUUACCCCAUAUGCGGUGGGUCAGUGGUAACAGACCUGUGGAUGAUCACCGCUGCCCAUUGCUUGCUCAGAGCUCGUUCUAGCGAUCUGAGCGUUCGACUUGGUUCUUCUUGGAAAACGCACGGUGGAGAAAUGUACGAUGUGAAGGAAUGCGUCGUGCACCCUAAAUAUAUCAGCAAAACAAAAAUCAACGACGUGGGACUCGUGAGGCUGUAUUCCCCACUUAGGUUCUCAGGGAGAGUGCUGCCCAUAAAGCUAGUUUCGAGAGAAGCAAAGCUGCCAGCAGAUGUACCAGCAAUAGUCUCUGGUUGGGGUAAAUUGAAGGAAAGUGGUCCUAGCGCCACCUUUCUCCAAUCAUCAACAAUAAAAACCAUUGCCAUGAAGUUAUGCAAAAGGUCUGGAUUAGACCGGGGGGCUAUAGACCCACCAUCUAUGUUUUGUGCUGGCUCCUUUGCUCAACCAUCUCCAGAUGCUUGCCAGGGCGAUAGCGGUGGUCCGAUCGUGAGUGACGGCGUCCUGAUCGGCGUGGUGUCGUGGGGCCUCGGCUGCGCCCGCGGCAACUUCCCCGGGGUCUACACGCGUCUGGCGCACAGCGUCGUCUGGGAUUGGGUACAACAACAUAUAGCACAAAAAUCACUUCCCGCUAAUCAGACUGAAAAACUAGUAUAG